Molecule: messenger RNA, 2310 nt
Organism: Arabidopsis arenosa
Lineage: Eukaryota; Viridiplantae; Streptophyta; Magnoliopsida; Brassicales; Brassicaceae
Source: the annotation of a GenBank genome assembly
AACAUUGAAACAUUGAUCUCUUUCUCCUUUCAAAAGAGAAAAAUGAGCAAAACCAUAAUUCUUCUGGCGUUAUUUCUGUCUAUAGUUCUCAAUGUGCAGAACAGUUUCGUCGUCGCUGAGAGCAAGGUUUAUAUAGUUUACUUGGGAGAGAAGGAACAUGACAAUCCUGAGUCUGUCACAGAAUCUCACCAUCAAAUUUUGUGGUCACUUCUUGGAAGCAAAGAGGCUGUCCUUGAUUCAAUAGUGUACAGUUAUCGACACGGCUUUUCAGGCUUUGCAGCCAAACUGACUGAUUCCCAAGCCCAGCAAAUUUCUGAACUGCCUGAAGUAGUGCAAGUCAUACCAAAUACAUUAUACGAAAUGACAACAACAAGAACUUGGGAUUACUUAGGCAUAUCUCCAGGAAAUUCAGAUAGUCUCCUACAAAAGGCCAACAUGGGGUACCAAGUAAUCGUUGGAGUCCUCGACACAGGAGUGUGGCCAGAGUCUGAAAUGUUUAAUGACAAAGGCUAUGGACCAAUACCAAGCCGAUGGAAAGGCGGUUGCGAAUCUGGAGACCUCUUCAACGGCUCGAUUCAUUGCAACAGAAAGCUGAUAGGAGCAAAAUACUUUGUUGAUGCCAACAAUGCUGAAUUUGGAGUCUUGAACAAAACAGAGAACCCUGACUACCUUUCCCCAAGAGACAUUAACGGUCAUGGCACGCAUGUUGCCUCGACCAUCGGUGGUUCUUUUCUGCCCAAUGUAAGCUACUUAGGCCUCGGACGAGGAACUGCAAGAGGCGGUGCUCCAGGUGUUCAUAUAGCUGUUUAUAAGGUUUGCUGGCUUCAAAGAGGGUGUUCUGGAGCUGAUGUCUUAAAAGCAAUGGAUGAAGCUAUCCAUGAUGGUGUUGAUAUUUUGUCACUCUCUUUGCAAACUAGUGUUCCUUUAUAUCCAGAAACCGAUUCGAGGGAGCUUACUUCUGUGGGAGCAUUUCAUGCGGUCGCAAAGGGAAUUCCUGUUGUAGCUGCAGCUGGUAAUGCUGGCCCGACGGCUCAGACCAUUUCGAAUGUAGCUCCUUGGGUCUUGACAGUGGCUGCAACCACUCAAGACCGUUCCUUUCCUACAGCCAUUACACUUGGGAACAAUAUAACAAUACUGGGUCAAGCCAUCUUUGCCGGUCCAGAACUCGGUUUUGUUAGUCUUACUUACCCAGAGUUUUCCGGUGACUGCGAGAAGCUCUCUUCUAAUCCCAACAGUGCAAUGCAAGGAAAAGUUGUGUUGUGUUUCACAGCAUCAAAACCAUCAAGUGCUGCUAUAACCACAGUACGCAAUGCCGGUGGUCUCGGGUUAAUCAUUGCAAGAAAUCCGACCCACUUGCUUAGUCCAACUCGUAACUUUCCAUAUGUUUCCGUAGACUUCGAGCUCGGGACCGACAUUUUGUACUAUAUACGCUCCACAAGAUCUCCCAUUGUAAACAUACAGGCUUCAAGAACAUUUUUUGGACAAUCCGUGUCGACAAAGGUAGCAACUUUCUCAUCAAGAGGACCUAAUUCAGUCUCUCCAGCGAUUCUUAAGCCGGAUAUAGCAGCACCUGGAGUUGUUGUGCUCCUCAAAUCAUUACAUCCUGAUUGGUCUCCUUCUGCUAUCAAAUCAGCUAUUGUUACCACAGCUUGGAGAACUGAUCCAUCUGGAGAGCCGAUUUUCGCAGACGGGUCAAGCCGCAAACUAGCAGAUCCAUUUGAUUACGGAGGAGGCCUCAUAAAUCCCGAGAAAGCUGUAAAGCCAGGUCUCAUAUACGACAUGACCACAGAUGACUACGUUAUGUACAUGUGCUCUGUUGAUUACAGUGACAUUUCAAUUUCUCGAGUCCUCGGAAAAACAACAGUCUGUCCUAAUCCCAAACCUUCUGUUCUUGAUCUCAACUUGCCUUCCAUCACAAUCCCAAACCUCAGAGGCGAAGUCACUCUCACAAGAACCGUCACUAACGUUGGACCCGUUAACUCAGUCUACAAGGUUGUAAUCGAUCCUCCAACUGGCGUUAAUGUGGCUGUUACGCCAACUGAACUAGUGUUCGACUCUACAACUACAAAGCGAUCUUUCACUGUUCGGGUCUCGACUACACACAAAGUAAACACUGGUUACUAUUUUGGAAGCUUGACUUGGACUGAUAAUCUUCACAAUGUAGCUAUCCCAGUAUCUGUAAGAACACAAAUCUUGCAACGAUACUAUGACGAAAACUGAUUUAAGCCAAAAACCAGAUUUGUUAAGGAGAACUGCUCAAAUACUUUUUACUAUAUAUAUUGUUGUGUUCAAGAAAUAUGUAAAGCAUCA